Messenger RNA from Phyllopteryx taeniolatus (common seadragon), 3389 nucleotides. It is a transcript of the gene foxo4, whose product is annotated as forkhead box O4. The transcript has 3 exons. Bases 1375 to 3240 code for a protein of 621 amino acids. Gene Ontology annotation, molecular function: DNA-binding transcription factor activity, RNA polymerase II-specific; RNA polymerase II cis-regulatory region sequence-specific DNA binding. Gene Ontology annotation, cellular component: nucleus. Gene Ontology annotation, biological process: regulation of transcription by RNA polymerase II. Lineage: Eukaryota; Metazoa; Chordata; Actinopteri; Syngnathiformes; Syngnathidae. The record is from RefSeq and is a predicted model, not a curated record.
UUCGGCGCAUGCGCAGAGCGUUUUACUUGACAGUGGUAAACAGACGUCAGAAGGGAGUCUUCGCGUCGAGUCAAAACAAAACAAACGCAAACAAACUAUUAAAGAGCCCCGAGGAGCGCAUCUUCGGACCACCGGGACGACGACAGCCUCAAGCCGAGUCGUCGCCGCCACCACACGGCCACCUCGGGCGAGUUCUUAUUGGCUUUCGGCGGACUUUUCGGCGCCUUGUAAACUCCGGAGUAGCAGGAGCUUAAGCGGCUAACGUGACCGGGGGGCGACCCGGGGCUUGUUUUCCCCAAAGUUGGGAGUCUCAUCCCGGGGGGACUUGCUCGACUCCUCCACCGAAGGGGCUUUUUUUUCCUUUUUUUUUUUCGGUUACUUGUUGGAAUCGAGGCGUCGACGUCGCGGGGGUAGAAGCCCGGCGGGGCGAGCUCCGGGGCCUCGGCGGAGUCGGAGGUGUUUUGUAACUGCCUCUCGUGGCAUCGUGUGCGGCGCCACGAGUGGACAAUCAUGGCAGAUGGCGACAUGUGGCGGAGUGUGCACACCUAAAAACACCGCACCUUUCCGAUUGGUUUCUUUUAGUCGCUUACGGUUAGUAAGUAAAACUCACCUCUCUUUCUUUUUGUCCUUUUUUUUGUAAGUAAUCACCACCAUUUUGUAGUUCUCCCCCCCCCCCCAACUAGUGGUUAAAGCGGUGUUGUGGUUGUACGUCGUAAGGCUCGGCCCAGACUGAGCUGUCAGUGUGUAGUCGUCGUAGCAUUGGUGGUCUUUUGGCGUCUUUUUAAAAGAAAUUGGGUCGUUUUUUAAUUGUUUUAUUAUUUAUUCAUUGUUUUAGCCCACACACAUUAUUUGUUUUACAUUUAAUUUAUUUUCCUCAAGCGGAAAUUCAACUAGCAACACUUAUCAUCAUCACUUUGUUUACAAACUCAUCCAUUUACUCUCAAACUCCCUACUACUAAAAGUAAUUAUUUGAAAGUACUUUUCAUGUUUUAGUCCAAAUUUAUGUUGCUAGGCAUCUUCUUUAUGUUAAUAGUCUAUUUAUAAAUGAAAAAAGAUUUCAGAUUAUUCCUCCACAAGGGGAAUUCACAACUAUUUCAAACAAAGGAGCUCCCGUUUCCUCCGCUAUAAAUCAGAAGCUUUAUGACAGUUUGUAUUAAGGAGAUUAUUUGGGUUCCCUAAUCUCCAAUCUGAGGAUUAGCUGGAGAUAUUGGUGUACCCAGAUUAUUAGUCUUUUUUUAUAGGCCCCCAGUGUUUACAGUCAGUAUAUUGUUAUUUUUUCCUUCCUGUGAUAAGAACAUUGGAGGUGGGUUUUAAGUAGUUCCGGUGUUUCUGGAGUAGAGCGGAAGUAGCGCGGAGGUGGAGGAGAAGAUCACCAUGGAGGAUUUGCUGGUGCCUCCCAUUGACCCGGAUUUUGAGCCGCAGAGCCGUCCCCGCUCGUGCACGUGGCCGCUGCCCCGGCCGGACAUCUCGGCCGUGAAGCAGGAAGCCCCCGACGGCGCCGAGUCCGCCGCCGGGACCCCGCCAGCCGACGACGAGAAGCCGGAACCGCAGCAGCGGCAGCAUGCGCCGGUGUCGACGUCCGAGCCGGAGAAGGCGGCGGGGGCGGGGACGGCGGCCGACGCCGUCGGCGGCGUGACGCCCCGCAAAGGUUCGUCCAGGCGCAACGCUUGGGGCAACCAGAGCUACGCCGACCUGAUCAGCCAGGCCAUCGAGAACUCGCCCGACAAGAGGCUGACGCUGGCGCAGAUCUACGAGUGGAUGGUGAAGACCGUGCCUUACUUCCGAGACAAAGGGGACAGCAACAGCUCGGCCGGGUGGAAGAACUCCAUCCGGCACAAUCUGUCCCUGCACAACAAGUUCUUGAGAGUUCACAAUGAGUCGACGGGCAAGAGCUCCUGGUGGAUGCUCAACCCUGAAGGGGGCAAAACGGGCAAAGCCCCUCGCCGCCGCGCCACCUCCAUGGACAACAGCAGCAAGCUGCUGAAGAGCCGCAUGCGCGCCAAGCAGACCAAGAAGCAGGCGGGCGCUGGGGCCGGUGGCGAGGGGGUGCUGCAGGGUGAUGGCGCAGCGGGUGCCGGGGGGGCCGGCGCCGAUAGCCCCAACUCGUCCCAGCAGUUCCCCAAGUGGGGCGUGAGCAGCAGCAGCCCCUCGUCCCGGGGAAGCCUGGACGACUCAGACAUGUGGACCAGCUUCCGGCCGCGCACCAGCUCCAACGCCAGCACCCUGAGCGGGCGGCUGUCGCCCAUCGCGCCGGGGCAGGAGGACGACGACAAUCUCCCCGAGGACGGGCUGCUGGGGCGCUACGCCGCCAGCGCCCUGACGCCCACUCUCGCCGAGACCCUCAUGGAGGAGCUGGACCUGAUCGACGGGCUGACUCUGAUGAGCGGCCAGCAAGGUGGAGCCAGUCCCAGCACGGCCCCGCCGGCGCCGCCCACCCCGCUGCCAUCCGCCGCAACCCUGCUUCCCCGCGGCUCCUCGUCCUUCUCCCCCUUUCAUCAGCUGCAGGGGCCGCAGACCCCUACCCAGGCGUCAGUGGGGCCUGCCGGCAAGGAUGCAGCCGCCGCCUUCAGCAACUCCCUCUUCAACUCCUCUCAUGGUGCCACCGUCCACUACGGUACCCACGUGCCCUCCAGCCUGGAGGUGCUGCUCACCUCAGACUCUCCUCCUCCCACAGACGUCCUCAUGACGCAGGUUGACCCUCUGGUGCCCGCCCCUGCGGGCCUCAUGGGCUUGGGCUCCCCGGUGGUGGGCGUGAGGCCCAAACCCACUCAGCUGUUGCUCGGUAAGAGCCUGGAAGCCAACGCGGUGGGCCCUCGCACCCUGCAAGCUCCCUUGCAGCACCACCUGCACCAUCAGCAGCAGCACCAGCAGCAUUCCCCUCUGGGUCUGGGCAUGAUUCUCUCCGGUAUGUCCCAGGACCCGCUGCAGAUGCCCGGCCUCAAGGCGCAGCACGCCGCCCAUCAUCACCCCGUCCCCACGGCCUGCCCUACCGCCAUGCAAGGCGUGGGCCUGUUCGGGGCGCCGCCCAGCUUCCAGGCGGCGCCUGACCGGCUGCCCACUGACCUGGACGUGGACAUGUUCACAGAGAACCUGGACUGCGACGUGGACUACAUCAUCAACAGCGACCUCAUGGAUGGAGACAGCAUCGACUUCAACUUUGACCCCAUCUUGCCCGCGGGGCAAGGCUACGCCGGGCCGGCCACCACGCAGGGCUCCGCCCACAACUGGGUGCCCAGCUAAAGAGUUUGCCAGGAAAGGAGACCCCGCUUCUCAGACGCGGUCCCCCAAAACGGACAAAAACUCUGGCCGCGGCACAACUCGGACUGGCCUCUCGUCACGUGCCAAGACAACGACGACUAUGCAAACACUUUUUAACCCCUCUUCCUCCA